This is a messenger RNA of Dendroctonus ponderosae (mountain pine beetle), 725 nucleotides long. Its product is annotated as cuticle protein 16.5. The transcript is spliced from 2 exons. The coding region runs from base 84 to 656 and encodes 190 amino acids. Lineage: Eukaryota; Metazoa; Arthropoda; Insecta; Coleoptera; Curculionidae. The record is from RefSeq and is a predicted model, not a curated record.
CAAGGUUAAUGCAUGAGUAUAAAUGGUGUGUGAGUGAUUGAAACUAUUAUCAAUCGAUCAAUCCUCAAGUCAAAUCAAGAGCAAUGAACUCCUUUGUGGUCAUUUCCGUCGUAGCCCUUGCGGCUUUUGCCAACGCUGGUAUCCUAGUUGGACCAUCAGCUAAGAUCAUUCAAGGACCCAGCAGCAGGACUACUUUGGUAGGACCCGAAGGAAGUGUUAUCUCAGCUGUCGCCCCUGGAGGCCAAAUCAUCCACGAAGAAACCCCCGGAGUUGUUGCUGAAGUUGCCCCAGUUGCGUCUUACGCCGCUCCAAUUGUUGUCAAACCCGCUCCAGUUGUAACUUAUGCAGCCCCAGUUGUUGCCCCAGUAGCCCCAGUUUUAGCUAAAGCUUCGACCGUCGUUGCCCACUCAUCAGCUUACGAAAGUGACAAUGUGGUUGUAGCUGGACCUUCAGGAUCUAUUGUAGUUGGCAAAUCAGCACAUGUUGCUCCAAUCGUUUCUCAUGUUGCUCCAGUAGUCGCUCAUGCUGCCCCAGUGCUGACUUACUCAGCACCUGUUGUAUCUUAUGAUAUCGACAAUAAUGGUCAUGAAGGUCAGUACGUACAUGAUCACAGUGAAUCCUUGCACGAUGAUGGAUCUUACAAACCUCAUUAUUAAAUAACACGCUUUGAUGUAUAUUUGUAAAUAUCUUGCCAUACUUAAUGAAAUAAAUCACAAUAUUUAUUA